Rangifer tarandus platyrhynchus (Svalbard reindeer) is the source of this 645-nucleotide messenger RNA. The record is from the annotation of a GenBank genome assembly. NCBI's taxonomy places the organism in Eukaryota, Metazoa, Chordata, Mammalia, Artiodactyla, Cervidae.
AUGAGUGAGCCAAGGAGAACCAGAAGGGCAGGGAAGAGAAGGGACCAUUCGCCCUGUAAGAAGAGCCCUGGGCCUCACUCAGACCCAGACAAGGCUCAUUUCCAGCCACUUCUCACAUCGAAGAGGGCCUGCUCCUGCAUUUACCUUCCUUCCUAUCUGCUGCUGUUCCUCUUCUCUCCUCUAUCAGCAACCCCCCACCCCGCCCCCGCCCUCGCCAGCCCCUUCCAAAGCCUCAGCUGUGGAUGGAGCAGCUCUGGACCUGUGAUAGGUCCUUUUGGUGUCGGGGGGAACGUCGAAGCUUAUUUGGAGCAGAGGCUUUGUGGGCUGAGGAAGAUCAGCCCACAUUUCCCCUCGCACCUCCAUCUCAGUGGGCUGUGGGCCGCCCAGGGCAUCAGGCCAGGCCAGGCCAGCCUGUGGCCUCCGCACAGCUCGUGCUCAGAUGCCAGCAUCAAGGAUGCCCAUCAGUGCAUCCCAUCUGGCCUCUGCUGUUUGCUCCCAGUUGGCACUUCUUGGAGAAGAUCCACCCGGGACAGUGGAGACAGCCCAGAGGAAGGAGGUGCACAGAGUGAGGAGAUAACAGCGUUAGCACUGGACUCUGAAAUAGAUGGAGAGUUCUGCUCCCACUGCUGCUGGGCCCCUCUCUGA